AUGAACUCGCCCACCGCAACUAUCAAUGGUUUCACCAUCCGAAACCAUGCCAAACCCUACGAAGCAAUCUCACCUCAACGACCUGAGCUGUCCCAGGCCGGUCGAACUGUCCUCGUCUGCGGCGGCUCUACAGGCAUUGGCCAUGCAAUUGCACGAAAUUAUUGUAUCGCAGGUGCAUCAGCCGUCAUCAUCUUAGGUCGCCGUAGCGAUGUUACCGAAGAGGCUGCUUUCAAGCUGGACAAGGCUUACCCCGGCACCAAGGUCACCUGGCGUAUUUGUGAUCUGUUCAUUAGAGACCAGGCCAAACAACUCUGGGAUGAGUUGGAGAAGGAAAAGACUCCAAUCGACGUUCUCAUCGUCAAUGCCGUCGGUCAGCCCGAGCUUAAGCCAAUCCUAGAGCAAGGUGCAGACAGACUUUGGCAGGACUUUGAGAACAACGUCCAUGCUCCUUUAUACCUCGUUGAGAGAUUCUAUAAGCAACCCGGACAUACCAAGCAAAAGUUCGUCGUUUCGGUGUCAACCCAGGAUAUCCAUCGUUGGGACAGCGCACCUCAAAUGCCUGGAUAUCAGCUGACCAAGAAUUCCUUCGCCACCGUGAUGCAGCAGAUUGCUCGUGAUACGCCAGAGUCCGCUAUGCGCAUCAUUUCCUUCCACCCAUCGAUUGUGUUUACAGAAGCAGCAAAGAAGGCGGGAUAUACCGAGGACACUCUACCUUGGACAGAUGAGAAUAUCCCUGGCGGCUUCGCUGUCUGGGCUUCUUCCCCAGAGGCGGACUUCCUCCAUGGUCGUUUCGUCUGGUCUACAUGGGACGUGAAUGACCUAGCAUCUGGAGAUCUCAGGAAGCAGAUUGACUCGGACCCUUGGCUACUUAAAGUUGGAGUGAAGGGUUUUAACAAAGAUGCCGAAGUCAGUCUCUCCAUACAGAAGGGUCUUGUGUUAUAUGAAGAAUUGCCGAUGAAGUGUCCCAUCCCCAACCAGGAUGUACAGACAACUGAACUCCCAGCUUUCAAAGAAGUUAGCGUCCUCAAGAAAUGCCAAACCGACAUUUUUCUCCGCUUUGGGAGAGUCUACACGACAAGAGUCAUCGAAUUCGACCCUCAUUAUAGGUAUCCCGUCGCCGGGGCUCAUCAUGGCACAACUCUGUCCUUCACAAGCUCUCUGAAGAAGAAGCAGAUCGGGUAUCAUGGGGACUAG
Molecule: messenger RNA, 1194 nt
Organism: Fusarium tjaetaba
Lineage: Eukaryota; Fungi; Ascomycota; Sordariomycetes; Hypocreales; Nectriaceae
Product: peroxisomal short-chain alcohol dehydrogenase
Exons: 5
Coding region: 1-1194 (397 amino acids)
Cellular component (GO): cytosol
Molecular function (GO): oxidoreductase activity
Source: RefSeq, a predicted model, not a curated record